ACUUCCGCUGUACGUCAUAGCAACAAUACACAACCUGCGAGGAGAAGGUGAAGCCGUGUACAUUUUCUAAAAUGGGUCGUUUUAAGUAUUACACACCAAAUGAGGUUGCAGUACACAACACGUUGGAAGAUCUGUGGGUUUCUUUCUUGGGAAAAGUCUACGAUUUAACGUCACUUUGCGAAAAAUAUAAAGGUCAAAUAUUACUGAAGCCAAUUAUAGAAGCGGCAGGAAAAGAUAUUUCACAUUGGUUUAAUCCUAAAACAAAGGAUAUUCGCACUCAUGCUGAUCCAAUCACAGGAUGCCUGGUUCCCUACACUCCUCAUGGUCGCUUCAUACACAUUCCUCCGCCAUGUCCGGCCACUGAUUGGGCUAACGACUUUGGGAGGCCGUGGUGGAAAGACGAGACAUACUGUGUAGGAAUUCUCUCAAAGAAAACCCGAUUUGUUAAAAUCAUCAAUACAUUAACAUCACAGGAACAAACUAUUGAGGUUUGCACAGAGGAAAUCAUGCAGGAAAUUCUGACGCGCUACCUGACGUAUAACGCACAUGCCGCCAGCUACACGUGGAAGUACGACGGCAGGAAUCUGGAGAUGGACAAGACUCUGGAGGAAAACGGCAUCAAUGACGAAGACGAGGAAUUCUAUCAGCUGAGGAUGAAUGAUGAUACCUAUCUUCAAGCCAUUCAUUUGUACUUCAAUGAUGAUUUAACUGAGGCAUGAGAGAAAUUUGAGGGAAAAAAAUGAUGGAUGCUUUGUUGACAAACAAUUCUAGAAAAUUUUUCUAGCAGGAAUGUAUGUUUUUCUGUGGCAUUAUUUUCAAGCCUUGGGUAUAUAUUGC
Messenger RNA from Lingula anatina, 837 nucleotides. RefSeq names its product cytochrome b5 domain-containing protein 1. The record is from RefSeq and is a predicted model, not a curated record. Lineage: Eukaryota; Metazoa; Brachiopoda; Lingulata; Lingulida; Lingulidae.